This is a messenger RNA of Ceratotherium simum simum (southern white rhinoceros), 4071 nucleotides long. It is a transcript of the gene MTMR6, whose product is annotated as myotubularin related protein 6. Lineage: Eukaryota; Metazoa; Chordata; Mammalia; Perissodactyla; Rhinocerotidae. Gene Ontology annotation, biological process: phosphatidylinositol dephosphorylation. Gene Ontology annotation, molecular function: phosphatidylinositol-3,5-bisphosphate phosphatase activity; phosphatidylinositol-3-phosphate phosphatase activity. Gene Ontology annotation, cellular component: nuclear envelope; cytoplasm. The record is from RefSeq and is a predicted model, not a curated record.
GGGGAAGUGUUUCUAGGAGACGGCGCUGGUCCGCUGCGCCUGCGCAGUUGACGCCGCCGGGGGCCGACUGAGGGGCCGCGGCGGGGCUGGCUGAGGUAGUUCCCGGUGCGUCGGGUAGCUGUCGUCCGCCAAGUUCCUUGGCUCCGUGGUACGCCUGUGAGGCGAGCUUCCGGCAGACGAAGCUUCGGGAUGGAGCACAUCCGUACAACCAAGGUUGAGCAAGUGAAAUUACUUGACCGAUUCAGUACCAGCAACAAGUCAUUAACAGGAACACUGUAUCUUACGGCCACACAUCUAUUAUUUAUAGACUCUCACCAGAAAGAAACCUGGAUAUUGCACCACCAUAUUGCCUCAGUAGAGAAAUUGGCUUUGACUACUUCUGGAUGCCCACUUGUGAUUCAGUGCAAGAACUUCAGGAUUGUGCAUUUCAUUGUUCCCAGAGAAAGAGAUUGCCAUGAUAUUUACAACUCUUUGCUACAACUGUCAAAACAAGCAAAAUAUGAAGAUCUCUAUGCAUUCUCUUAUAAUCCCAAACAAAAUGAUUCAGAACAACUACGAGGUUGGCAGCUCAUUGACCUUGCUGAGGAAUAUAAGAGGAUGGGAGUGCCAAAUUCAAACUGGCAGUUGUCCGAUGCCAACCGAGAAUACAAGAUUUGUGAAACUUAUCCGAGAGAACUUUAUGUUCCCCGAAUAGCAAGCAAACCAAUAAUUGUUGGUAGUUCCAAGUUCCGGAGCAAGGGAAGAUUCCCAGUUCUUUCCUACUAUCAUCAAGAUAAGGAGGCUGCCAUUUGUCGAUGUAGUCAACCGCUGUCAGGAUUCAGUGCCAGGUGCCUGGAGGAUGAACAUUUGCUUCAAGCCAUUAGUAAAGCCAAUCCAGUCAAUCGCUAUAUGUAUGUCGUGGAUACUAGGCCCAAACUGAAUGCAAUGGCCAACAGAGCAGCUGGAAAAGGUUAUGAAAAUGAAGACAACUAUUCUAAUAUUAGAUUUCAGUUUGUUGGAAUUGAGAAUAUUCAUGUCAUGCGGUCCAGCCUUCAGAAAUUAUUGGAAGUCAAUGGUACCAAAGGGCUUUCUGUCAAUGAUUUCUACUCUGGUUUGGAGAGCUCAGGAUGGCUUCGCCAUAUCAAAGCUGUUAUGGAUGCUGCAAUCUUCUUAGCCAAAGCAAUAAUGAUUGAAAAUGCAAGUGUGUUGGUACAUUGUUCUGAUGGUUGGGAUAGGACUUCCCAAGUUUGUUCCCUUGGCUCUCUUUUAUUGGAUUCCUUCUACAGGACAAUCAAAGGAUUCAUGGUUUUAAUAGAAAAGGAUUGGAUCUCCUUUGGACAUAAAUUUUCAGAGAGGUGUGGCCAUUUGGACGGUGACCCAAAGGAAGUCUCGCCGGUGUUUACCCAGUUCUUGGAAUGUGUGUGGCAUUUGACUGAACAGUUUCCACAAGCCUUUGAAUUCAAUGAAGCGUUUCUUCUUCAGAUCCAUGAACAUAUUUAUUCAUGUCAAUUUGGAAACUUCCUUGGAAAUUGUCAGAAGGAAAGAGAAGAACUCAAGUUCAAGGAGAAGACUUACUCCCUGUGGCCGUUUCUUUUGGAUGACCAAAAGAAGUACUUAAAUCCUCUCUACAGCUCCAAAUCUCAGAAAUUUGCAGUUUUGGAGCCAAAUACAGUAUCUUUCAAUUUUAAGUUUUGGAGAAACAUGUACCACCAAUUUGAUCGAACAUUGCAUCCUAGGCAGUCUGUGUUUAAUAUAAUUAUGAAUAUGAAUGAGCAAAAUAAACAGUUAGAGGAUGAUAUUAAAGACUUAGAAUCUAAAAUUAAGCAACAUGAAAAUAAGCAAACAGAUGGAGUUCUCACCAGGGAAUCGUUACAUUCAGUUCGUCCUGAAUCACCUACCCUCAAAACUUCCUUGUGUUUUAAGGAGCAAACUCUGCUACCUGUGAAUGAUGCUCUUCGAACUAUAGAGGGCAGCAUCCCAGCAGAUAAUCGGUAUAGUGAAUACGCUGAAGAGUUUUCCAAAUCGGAACCUGCUGUGGUCAGCUUAGAGUUUGGCGUGGCGAGAAUGACUUGUUAGACUCAUAGGGUAUUUUCUGGACUGACGGUAGUGCAAGAAAUGGAUUAUUGUGAGGAUGAUCUGUGUGCAUGACCAAAAGGAAUUUGUCUAUUAAUAAUCUUAGAGUUUAACAGUAGGCUGAUAGUUGAAGGAUAAUAACUGCUCUUGUGAGAGAAAUAAGUCAGUUUAAUUGCAUUUCUAGCAAAGAAUGACUUUCAGUUCUUUAAGAAACGAGUGGUAUUGGCAAAUUAACUCAAAACACAGUUUGUACUGUAUACUAGUGAAUUGACAUUUCUGUAUGAUUUAUAUGUUAAUUACAGGCAAACAUGAAUAGCCUUCUUUAAGUUUAAUUUAAUUACCAGAAAACAAAACUUGACAAAGUGGUCCCUUACUUAAUAAUUGACAUGGCAUGUACUUUUGAUUAUGUAACUAUGUAACUGAAUAUUUACAUAUUUUGCCUAUUAGUGUUGUUUAAUAUUGAAGUGCCAUGAAAAAUAUUUCUAAGAAAGCCUUAAAAUCUCAGUUUAUUCUUUACUCUUAAGUUUUAGGGCCUAGAGCAAGGUUUUUUGUUUUGUUUUGGUUUUGGUUAGCCUUGUUUUAUUUGUAAGAAAUUGCACUCUCAUUACUGUAGGAGUUGCAUGCUACAAUACUUCUCUAUGAAUAGUUGUAGAAGUACACUGUUAAGUUCAUGUUUAGUUGGUCCCACUUCCGUAUUCAAAAUUAAUGAAACUGAAGGUUUUUUUCUGAUUAUAAUUUGUUGAGUGCUACAUUUGAUGACUUAUUUACAACUUUGACAGAUUAUUGAUUUCUUGACUAUGUAUAAGCACAUUUGACUGUCUUUUGUGUAUGGAUUAUGCAUUCUAUUGGUUCUUAUUUUGUGGUUGGUUUUAUUCCUUUGAUAACUGUAAGUUUAAAAAGCUAAAGCUCUAAAACUGUUCUUAGAAACAAUGAAUAGCAUAUAUAUAUGUGUAUUUUUAAACUGUUUUAACUCUCAAUAAGUUGUUCUUCCUGGAAUAAACUUUCAGCUUACCCCAAAGUUUUGGGGUUAAAAAAAGAGAAGUACAAAUAGUUUAGGUUUUGCUUAGUCCCAUGAAUUUGAAAGCAGUCAUUUCUAUGUGGAACAUUUUUUUCUUCUCUGUUAACAUAGGGAAAAAAAGGAAAAUUAAGGAUAGCCUAGUAAAAAGUUAAUGUUUAACAGAAACAACUUAAAUGCCAGGAAGAGUUUCAUUUUGCCAUGUUAUGUUAACUGUUUAUUCUGUGUACUAGUACAUAUCUUUCAAUUACACACACACACAAAAUCACUUGCAAUUGGCAGUAUCACCCUGCUGGCUUUAAAACUGAAAAUUUAAGUAAGAUGGGUGGCAUGAGGUAUGAUUCAAGGGUACUAGGAAAUCUGCAUAGAAUCCCUCGUGCUUCUCUCUAUUAUACCCACACCUAUUAUAUUAGUUUUAAACAUAAACAAAUACCUUUUUCAAAUGGAACAAGAGCCUUAUCGUAUUAGAGCUUAUCUAAUCCUGUUUAUUUUUCUAAUGCUUUUCUGUAACGCAUAUUAUGUAAUAAGAAAAAGACUCUUUUUAAAAUAGUAACAGAAAUGCACUAUAAAAUACAGUUUGUGAUUUAACCAAACCUAUUUCCAUAUUUAAGCACUGGGACAGGAAUCUUAAUCUGUGUGACCACAAAGGGAAGCUUUUGUGCCUUGUUACUUGGUUUGAGUUACUGAUUGUGGUUUUAGACCUUCCAUGGUAGACUUCUUAUAGUCAACUCUUUGAUUUAUUUUCUUAAUCUUCAACUUGGGGCAUGUAUAUGUUUGUUUAUAUGCUCACACAUGGACUGAGAAAUCAGUUAACAUCCUAAGUGACCUACAGGGUAUAUGUUGGCAAAAAGCAGAUUGUGUAUAUGUCUUAUAAAAUUGAAUUUACAUUCAGUGUGUUUGAGAAUGUAUAGCAUGUAAAUUAUUACAUAUAUUAUUUAAAAGUAAUUAAAUGUUUCAUGUUUUAUUUUGAAUGUUUUUCUUUUGGUAAAAACAAAUGGAAUCAA